Messenger RNA from Sclerotinia sclerotiorum 1980 UF-70, 1302 nucleotides. RefSeq lists its product as hypothetical. The record is from RefSeq and is a predicted model, not a curated record. Bases 1 to 1302 code for a protein of 433 amino acids. Gene Ontology annotation, biological process: fatty acid beta-oxidation; phenylacetate catabolic process. Gene Ontology annotation, cellular component: peroxisome. The transcript has 4 exons. Lineage: Eukaryota; Fungi; Ascomycota; Leotiomycetes; Helotiales; Sclerotiniaceae. Gene Ontology annotation, molecular function: acetyl-CoA C-acyltransferase activity.
AUGUCAGCUGCACAAAACCGACUUGGACAAGUUUCUAGCCAUUUGGCUGGCUCGCGGAGCUCUAUCGCACCCCAGGCCUCUAUUACACCAAUAGUAGGUGAUGGCGGCCGCGCAAAGCUUUUAGAAAAGCAUCCGGAUGAUGUCGUCGUAACAGCUUGUCUCCGUACCGCAUUUACAAAGGGUGGCAAAGGAGGAUUCAAAGAUACAGCAGCAGCAGAUUUACUAGUUGGCGCUUUCAAAUCUCUCAUUGAACGAUCGAAAAUUGACCCUGGGCUGGUUGAAGACAUAGCUGUUGGUUCUGUACUUCCUCCCGGAGGUGGCGCUACGGAGUUCCGUGCUGCAGCUUUGGCUGCAGGAUUUCCUGUAUCUGCGGCGGUCAAGAGCUUGAAUAGACAAUGUUCAUCUGGUUUACAAGCAUGCGUAGAUAUCGCGAAUGCCAUCAAGAGUGGAAUGAUUGAUGUUGGUGUUGGUGCAGGUGUCGAAAGCAUGAGUUUACAAUACGGACCUAGCGCCGUAACAGAAUUUUCGGAACUUCUCGAAUCUCACCCAGAGUCCGCAAACUGCAAAGUGCCUAUGGGCGUUCUUUCCGAGACGAUGGCUAAAAACAAGGGUGUUUCUCGCGCUGUACAGGACGCGUUCGCAGCUUCAUCAUACCAAAAGGCACUCAAGGCCCAACAAGAUGGUCUUUUUGAUGAGGAAAUUGCCCCUUUGACUGUUAAAUGGGAGGACCCUAAAACUGGCGAAACAAAGGAAAUAACUGUUGCCAAGGAUGAUGGUAUCCGACCAGGUAUCACAGCUGAGAGCUUAGGCAAGAUUAAGCCUGCUUUCGCAAAGGACGGUAGCAUCCAUGCUGGAAAUGCUUCUCAAAUCUCAGAUGGAGCUGCCGCAGUCCUUUUGAUGAAGCGUUCCACAGCGGAGAAACUUGGCCAAACCAUCCUUGGUAAAUACGUUGCGGCAUCCAUUGCAGGUGUACCUCCCCUCCUUAUGGGUAUUGGCCCUUGGGCUGCUAUUCCUAAGGUCUUUGAGAAGACCGGUAUCAACAAGGAUGAUGUAGACAUCUUCGAGAUCAAUGAAGCAUUUGCAAGUCAAUGUGUUUGGUGCGCAAAUGAGUUGGGACUUGAUCAAAAGAAAAUCAAUCCAAAGGGUGGUGCCAUUGCUUUUGGACAUCCCCUUGGAUGUACCGGAGCAAGACAGGUCAGCACAUUAUUGUAUGAAUUGAGAAGGACAAAGCAAAAGGUUGGUGUAACUAGUAUGUGUGUUGGAACUGGCAUGGGUAUGGCUGCUGUUUGGGUAGCUGAGUAG